AUGAGAUUUCUAGCGAAGUUGCAAAACAGUCCUCGAGACGUGAAAAUCCUUCUAGCAUCUGUCUUUCUACGGAGAGCCAGUUUUGGUAUUACAAGUCAGGUCCUUACACUCUUUCUUAUAUCUGUUGGUAUCUCGAAAACAAGUGUAGGUAUAUUCAUGACCCUCACUUUAGUUGGGGACACAUUGAUUUCAUUGGUGCUCACAUGGUACUCAGAUCUAUUCGGUAGGCGGUUGGUAAUGAUAAUGGGAUGUGUUCUAAUGGUGGCUGCUGGGCUCAUCUUUGCGAAGGCGCUGAAUUAUUGGGUUCUCCUAGGUGCAGCAGUAGUUGGUGUUAUUUCAACAUCUGGUGACGAGACUGGGCCAUUCAAAUCUGUCGAGGAAGCAUGCUUGUCUCAUGCCGUUGUACAUGAACUGCGAGCUUACAUCUUCGCCACUUAUGGUCUUCUAGGAACUCUUGGCCUGGCUGUUGGCUCCUCUGUGUGUGGUGUUUUGGUAUCCUACUGGUCUGAAUCGCUUCUAUGGCCUUUGAUUAAGUGUUAUCGAACAAUAUUUGUGAUCUAUGCAGCCAUUGGCUUGAUGAAAUUCACUCUCACCAGUCUUCUUUCAAAGGAUUGUGAGGUAAAUGAAGUUCACAACUCUGAAACUGCCGUAUCUGAUAUUAAUGAAGAGUCUCAGAUUCCUCCAUUAAUGGCUACCGAACAAACCGAAUCUGAUCCCUUGAUUGAGGGCGACGUCCUAGAAGAAGCUUCGGAGGAGGCUUCGCCGACAUUUACAGGGGUACUUUCUCCUGAAACCCGCAUGUAUUUGCCUAAACUACUUGUGGUAUUCAUGCUAGAUUCAUUUGGCUAUGGUUUCAUGCCUCCAGCAUGGAUUGUGUACUAUUUCAGAACAAUUUAUCAUGCUAGCCCUGCGUCACUUGGAACAUUGUUUUUCUUCACCAAUCUUGUGGACUCAAUUUCCUCAAUUGCAUCUGCUAUGACAUUCCUGCUUUUUGGCCCAGUAAAAGCCAUCCUAGUAGCCCAACUUCCCAGUGCAGCCUUCUUCGCUCUGAUUCCAUUUUGGAAGUCUUACACCGUUGCAGCUGGAUUCUACUUUCUCUUUUGUGCAUGUGCUACCAUGGAUGUAGUACCUCGACAGAUCCUCUUGACUCAAUUGAUACCAAAACGGGAUCUCGUGAGAGCCCUCGGUCUAGUCAAUAUCGCAAAAACAUUUGCCCGGUGCAUCGGUCCAUUGUUUACAGGUAGGAUUGCAGAACAUGGACAUUUGGAAAUUGCAUUUUAUAUCAACGGGGCUUGCCUCCUCCUUGCUGAUUCGAUCCUAGGAUUUAACUUCGCUCAUCUAGAUCGAAGCAUCUUACGAAUUCAUGGUAAAUAA
Molecule: messenger RNA, 1374 nt
Organism: Australozyma saopauloensis
Lineage: Eukaryota; Fungi; Ascomycota; Pichiomycetes; Serinales; Metschnikowiaceae
Exons: 1
Coding region: 1-1374 (457 amino acids)
Biological process (GO): transmembrane transport
Cellular component (GO): fungal-type vacuole membrane
Molecular function (GO): transmembrane transporter activity
Source: RefSeq, a predicted model, not a curated record